Messenger RNA from Diospyros lotus (date-plum), 1158 nucleotides. Its product is annotated as V-type proton ATPase subunit E1-like. The coding region runs from base 173 to 865 and encodes 230 amino acids. The record is from RefSeq and is a predicted model, not a curated record. Gene Ontology annotation, biological process: proton transmembrane transport. Gene Ontology annotation, cellular component: proton-transporting two-sector ATPase complex, catalytic domain. Gene Ontology annotation, molecular function: proton-transporting ATPase activity, rotational mechanism. The transcript has 7 exons. NCBI's taxonomy places the organism in Eukaryota, Viridiplantae, Streptophyta, Magnoliopsida, Ericales, Ebenaceae.
CAAGGUAGGCAAGACCGGAAACUUCGCAACCCGACCAACCAACCAAACAAACAAACCAACCAAAACGGUUGCUGAUUCAAGUACGAGGCAGCAGCAGAAGCAGAAGAAGAAGAAGAAGAAGAAGAAGAAGAACCAUUAGUAGUACGUACGUAGUUAGUGGUACAUUGCAAAGAUGAACGAUGCAGAUGUCUCCAAGCAGAUACAACAGAUGGUCAGGUUCAUUCGACAGGAGGCCGAAGAGAAAGCUAACGAGAUCUCUGUCUCUGCCGAAGAGGAAUUCAACAUUGAAAAGUUGCAACUAGUUGAAGCAGAAAAGAAAAAGAUCAGGCAAGAGUAUGAUCGGAAAACAAAACAGGUUGAAGUUCGUAAGAAAAUUGAGUACUCAAUGCAACUGAAUGCAUCCCGUAUUCAAGUUCUUCAAGCACAAGAUGAUGUGGUGAAUGCCAUGAAAGAUGUUGCUGGCAAGGAACUUUUGAAUGUUGCUAAUGCCAAGAAUGCAUAUAAAAAGCUUCUCAAAGACUUAAUUGUUCAGAGUCUACUCCGGCUGAAGGAACCAUCUGUGCUGUUGCGAUGCAGGGAGAUUGAUGUGGGGAUGGUUCAGUCUGUUCUGGAAGAAGCAAAACAAGAAUAUGCUGGGAAAGCCAAAGUCCAAGCCCCUAAGAUUACUGUAGACGGCCGUGUCCAUCUCCCGCCGCCUCCAACUAGCGAGGAAUCCCAUGGUCCUUCUUGCUCUGGCGGGGUGGUUUUGGCUUCGCAAGAUGGAAAGAUUGUAUGUGAGAACACUCUGGAUGCUCGCCUAGAUGUUGUUUUCCGACAGAAACUACCAGAGAUUCGGAAGAGUCUCCUUGGCAAAACAAGUGCCUGAGCUAUAUAUAUAUAUAUAUAUAUAUAUGCUGAUCUCCAUGACUGCAACGUGCAUGCAUGACAGUGUAUGCUUCUCCUUGGUGAUGGUUUAGAAUUUUGAGCAUGCUGGAGCCCUGUAGGUAGUCCAUUUGUUUGGUUAAAGUAUCAUUCAUGGAGUCGGCGGGUCAUAAUAAAUUUAAAGGCUUCCUUGUGUCUCCAUAUAUAUAUGUUACUAUCUUGACCUUGAUAUAUAUUUAUAUUCAUUGGAGUUGUAAUAAUAAUUUGGGAUCAAAAUAUCCUUAGAUGGACGGGAUA